CAUCAUGCAGCCGCUCUCUUCCUUUGGCUGUUUCCUGUGCCUUCUGGCCUUCGUGUCUGCAUGCUACAUCAAGAACUGUCCCAGAGGAGGCAAGAGAUCUAGCCUCAGCACAGAUAUCAGGCAGUGUGCUCCUUGCGGUCCCAACAACAAAGGCCAGUGUUUUGGAAGUAACAUCUGCUGUGGUCAGGAGAUUGGCUGCUACAUGGGAACCCUGGAAACACAGUCCUGUAAGGAGGAAAAUCAACUGCCUUCACCUUGUGAACCUGCUGGAAAACCCUGUGGUGAAGAUGAUGGGAAAUGUGCCAUACCUGGGCUCUGCUGUGACAACGAGAAAUGUACCACGGACUCUGCUUGCGUGGAGAACUCAGGCAAGUCAAUGCGUCGCUUCCUGGGAAGAAACUUGAGCCAGUUAGACAAUGCUGCAGCUGAUCACCUGCUGAGACUUUUGGGCCCCUCUCUCUCAAAGACUGCUGGGAAGAAUUAGCGAAUAUUAAUUAAUGUUCAUAAUGUACUCCUUUGUUGCCUUUACAUAGAUCUAGUUUUAUCAAGAGAACUGAAACAAUUCCUGAUAUGUGAUACAUCAGACUCUGCUUAGCUAAUAUUGUAGUCUGAUUACUUUUGUUGGAAGUCAUCAAUAUACAUUAUCAAAUGGCAAUUUUAAUUAAAUAAAAAGGCAAUUCAAAUCAUCUUAACAGCACCAACUGUGUUAUUCACUUAAUGAGUAACAUGUUAACAGAAAUAUUGAGUAACUUUGUACACACAAACCAAAGUAAAAUGGAUUAUUGUGUAAUGUGGACUUUCAUUGCAAUUUGAUUGGAUCUCAUUGUCCUGGAGUUCUGUUUGAAACAUCAUGCCGGUCAAAUAACAGAAAUAAA
Messenger RNA from Hypanus sabinus (Atlantic stingray), 875 nucleotides. Its product is annotated as neurophysin 1-like. The transcript is spliced from 3 exons. Bases 5 to 484 code for a protein of 159 amino acids. Gene Ontology annotation, cellular component: extracellular region; secretory granule. The record is from RefSeq and is a predicted model, not a curated record. NCBI's taxonomy places the organism in Eukaryota, Metazoa, Chordata, Chondrichthyes, Myliobatiformes, Dasyatidae. Gene Ontology annotation, molecular function: neurohypophyseal hormone activity.